This is a messenger RNA of Camellia sinensis, 2285 nucleotides long. RefSeq names its product protein VASCULATURE COMPLEXITY AND CONNECTIVITY. Lineage: Eukaryota; Viridiplantae; Streptophyta; Magnoliopsida; Ericales; Theaceae. The record is from RefSeq and is a predicted model, not a curated record.
AUCUUACCGAACACUAUUUUAGUGGCAUGGUCUUACUAUUUAUGCGGUGUGAGUAGAUGAAUUUGAAUCACACUUUACUCUGCCAAAAAAAAUUGUAUCCCUUCUGUCACUGUUGUAUUUGUUGUAGAACUUGGAAAUACAUUUUCCUUUUGUGCAUGUGAAUAUAUAUAUAUAUAUAUAGAGAGAGAGAGAGAGAGAGAGAGAACACCUAUUGGAAAACAAAUGGUUACUUUUUCUAAGAAAAAAAAAAUAUUCUCCUUUUUGAAGUGCUACCCAUUGGGAUCAGGUGACUCCUUCCCGUGUAAGAAGCAAAGAAUCUAUUGAAGUAGGGUUAUUUGGGUGAUUUUAUUUAAAUGCAAUAAAUAUUUUAUUACAAUAAUUUGUACAACAUUUUCUAUAUAUAAUGUACAAUAUUACAGUGCAUGUUAUUGAUGUAAUGAGAAAUUUAUUGUUUGAAAUGAAAUCAUAAAGUCCGAGGAUUUCAUUGGGAUUUGGACUAGAGUUUUACAGUCUUUACUUGGGUGUAUUAUAGUAGGAGUAGAAAUAUACAAAUAAUUAAUCAUAUAAAAUUAUUAUGCAAAACAACAUGAUUUGUUAUGAUAUUUUCUUCUAAAAGCACAACAUUUAUUAUUGUGAUCAUGAUUUACAAGCAUGAUGGUAAUAUUAAUCUAUAAGUAAAUUCUAUAUAAAAUUUUUGAACAUUAAUCGAAUAAAAUGAUUUUCAAAUCGAGAUUUUUUUUUUCCCCUCACAUCUACAAUGAAAAAUGUACUCAUAGAAGGAAAAUUAUACAAUAGUUCUGGAGUAUUACGUGACUAUAUUUUCUCGCUAAUCACCUUUUCAUUAUGUCCCUUCGUGUAAUACGCGUUUUCAACCAACCAUACUACAUGAGGCACCACAUAAUCAUAUUUCCGGACUACCGAAUAAUCACUAAUAUUGCAAAUCCUUAUUAGUAAGAGGCAAAAGAUAAAAAGUCCCUUCACUAUUCAAUUUUGUAUUUAAUGUUUUUUUUAUUGGCAAAAAGAGAAAUUUAUUGAUGACAUUGAGUUGAAUGCAAAAGAAGGUACUAUCUGGUGAUUCAUCUUUGGUAGAUGCAUAAGUUAUUACUCAGCCAGGAAAGCCCUUAGCUGGUUAUAUACAUUACACAAUUGAAGAAAGUACCCACUUUCCUUGUUACCCCAUCAAUGGAAUACAAACACAAGAAGAAAAAGAAGAUAAAGAAGGCACUAAAGGCAAAAGCAAAAUAAAGUUUGCUAGUGUUAAUGGACAAAAGAAGCUUUUCCAAGAAUUAUCAUCAGCUAAUCUCACUUGCAUGUCUUUUAUUUUAUAAUUAAUACAGUUGUACAUGCACUUUAUUCAUGCACUCUAUAUAUAUGUGUGUGUAUCCCCAACUUUGUUCACAUUCCCCUUCCCAUCUAGACCUUAGCACCGAGAGAGAGUAUUCCAAACUCAAUUCUUUUCCUUCUUGGCAACUACCUUGAAGAUAGCCAUAUUCCCAAAAAAAAAAUGGCUAGAAUGGUUGGCAUUUUUGUAUGUCUCUUGAUUGUUAUGAUGGAUAUUGCAGCAGGCGUACUUGGAAUCAAAGCCGAAGCUGCUCAAAACCGGACUAAACAUGUGAGACUAUGGUUAUUUGAGUGCAAAGACCCAAGCCAUGAAGCCUUCAAAUUAGGGGUAGCAGCAAUCACCCUUUUGAGCCUGGCCCAUGUUCUUGCCAAUUGGAUUGGUGGUUGCAGCAUUUGUACACGAGAGGAGUUCCAAAAAGCAUCCCCUAGCAAGCAAUGCUCAUUGGCUUGCCUCUUUCUUACCUGGGUAGCAUUGGCUAUUGCAUUGGCCUUGAUGGUUAUUGGGACAAAGUCAAACCACAAGUCAAGAACUACAUGUGGGUUCACACAUCAUCACUAUUUGUCCCUCGGAGGCAUUUUGUGCUUUGUUCAUGCAGGGUUCUCUGUUGGUUAUUACGUUACUGCCACUGCUGCAUUUGGUUAAUAAAUAAACAAUGCAUGAAGGUCAUCAUCCUUGGAGUUUUUAUUUUAUAUUUUAUAUUUUAUUUUGUGACAAAUUCGUUAUUACGUUAUUUUAUUUUAUUUUAUUUUAUUUUAGCUGCAAUUUUCUUUUUAAUUGACAUGUAAGACAUUGACAGAAGUUGAAACAUUGCAUAUCUUUUUUUAUCUUUUAACUUUUGUAGAUUAAACCCAAAUAAUGGCUAAAAUACAUGGUUUAUUCACAAAGUAUAUGUUUUGUGUCAAUUUUGUUCACUUUAGUCUCCAAUGUAUGAAAUUUGUGGAUA